CGCAGGUUGCAAGCAGCAAAAGGUCGAAGAAGUCGAAGUUGAGGUCGACGAAAAGCGAACGGAAAGUGACGUCACGGAGUACAUUAGUCAGACCAACUGACUAAUCCAGGCACAGACCCGCAGGUGAUCGGUCCCGCUUUUAAGAUUUAUAUAGGGAAGGUUUUACAAGGCAAAAAAGAAGUAGACAGAAGAUGCUGGCGGAUGGCGACGACGAAGGGGUCGAGGGGGUCCAGGGCGGGUUGCGGCCAUGCCCACGGUGCCGUCGUGGGCCCACGGGUAACUAGAAACUUCCUACAAGCCCCGAAAGUGGUCGACGGGACGUCUAUAAGAAGGAGCUCCAUCCCUCGAGUUUUCGUCCUUCCUAUCAUCAGCAUCCACAACAAACAGACAUCAACACAGCACAACAACAACAACAACAACAACAACAACAACAACAACAACAACAACAACAACAACAACAAGACAACAAUCAAUCAACGAUCUACUGUCAUCCACUCGAGUCUAUACUCAACAGCAACAACAAGCAACCUAAUCAUAUCUACUUCUACAAACAUCACCUCAACGAAACAAAUCAAAACAAUCACAAUGGCCUCCAACGCUACCGACUUCGCCAUCCACUACGCCUCCUUCGAGCUUCCCCACAUGAAGCGCGAGUCCAUGAACACCUUCUCGGCUGCCUCUUCCCGCUUCCACACUCCUCGCACUUCUCUUGACAAUGGAAAGCGCACUAUGCCAUCCACCCCGGCCUUGUCCCGCUCUAACUCCAAGACUCGCAUUGGUAGCCCCAAGUCCUUCGACUCCAAGGAGCGCAAGGCUGCCCACGCCGAGGCCACCUACCUUGCUCUCCGAUAGGUGCUUCGUUCAAUCAAUAUGCCAACAAACCGACAUCUUCAGUCAUCAAAAGUGCUUUUUUGGGAUUCUUGGGUAAUCAGCGAGCGCACGAAUUGGAUGUGACAUGGAAACGGAAAAAAAUCUUCUGGAGUUCAACAGGCUUUUUUUCUCUUAAUGAUAUAUGAUACCUUGUUUAAUGGGAUGGAAAUGAAUGGAUAUAUUAAUCUCUUACUUAAUUUUUUUUGGGAUAAUCUGUUCUGAAACUGGCAGUGCUUGUGAAGAGCAGUUCUUCUACUCACAUAAAACUAAAAAUAAUAUCAAUACAAUUGAUUACCCUGCUCACUCAACUGCUAAUUACACGCGAAUCUAUAAAAUCAAGAUAUAAUCAAUAAAAUAGCGCAAACAUGGAUGUUUUGCC
Trichophyton rubrum CBS 118892 is the source of this 1249-nucleotide messenger RNA. RefSeq lists its product as uncharacterized. Bases 202 to 852 code for a protein of 216 amino acids. The transcript has a single exon. The record is from RefSeq and is a predicted model, not a curated record. NCBI's taxonomy places the organism in Eukaryota, Fungi, Ascomycota, Eurotiomycetes, Onygenales, Arthrodermataceae.